This is a messenger RNA of Prorocentrum cordatum, 581 nucleotides long. Lineage: Eukaryota; Dinophyceae; Prorocentrales; Prorocentraceae. The record is from the annotation of a GenBank genome assembly.
AUGGACGCUCGGCGAACAGGAAUGGUGCAGAACAGAUUGGUGCUGGGACCGGCCCAGAUCACCCUGGAGGCUUGUGGAGGCAGCUUCAACUGCCUCUCCGCGGGCUGUGGGGGAUGCUUGCCCUUGUGCUCCGCGGAGAGCCGGCCCGGCGCGCACGGCACGAGGGCGGCCGGCCGCCGCAGCCGCCUAUUGAGCCCCGAGGGGCGCCGCCGGGCACCGCCGCCGAGGCCGUCGCCGCCGCAAGGCUCCCUUUUCGCUGCGCCUUCGACGCGAUGCCGAGCCGACUCGGCGCCCGACUCCGGCCCGAGGUCUCGAGGUCUCGAGGCCCGAUGCCCCAGGCGUUCUCAAUCAAGGACGCGCUCCAGGCGUUCUGGAGCGAGAAGAACGCCCCCGAGGGGAAGAGCACCCCGAAGGGGAAGUGCACCCCGGACGCGGGGAGCAACCCAGAGGCGAAGGUGGGGCGGUGGCACUGCACGUACUGCGGUUUCUGGAACAACCCGACCAACGCGAUCUGCGGCGGCAACGGCCCGAUGGGCUGCAAGGAGGUCAAGGCGGACGGCCACAAGCGGCCGCCCCUGGAG